AUACCAUUAUCAAUAUUUUACGGCAUCUGUUAUCGGUUUUAUAAAAAUUGCUUACAUUUUUUUUGGUUUUAUUUUGUUUUUAGUACAAAAACUAGAUAAACAUUUCAUUUAUUGGACAGUUCACAAAUAAUUUACGAAAUUUAAAACAGAUUUGUACAUAUGAAUAAGGUGAAUUUCCUUAACUUGAUGUUCGGCAACCUAUCUUUAAUGCUAGUUGCUGUGUUCUCUAGUUUCAUUUGAAAAAUAUAAAUCCUAGAUCCAAUAAAUAGACUCAGGGAAUACAACGCUCGUGAAAUAAACAAAAUAAACGUAACACAUGUGCCUGCAUUUAUGCAAGCAUAUGAAAUGCUUUUAUACUACCUGUAAAUGUAAACUAAACCUUUCGAUGGAUCAAAACAUUGUAAAUAUGGCAUACGAACGUUAUGGCAUACUUCUUCAAAAUGAGCAAUACGAAGAAGAUAUAGUCAACGCAAAAGGUAUUCAAAAAUCAAAUGUGCAAAGUGUCAGCAACGAUGGUGGCCACCUUAGCAAUCCCGUCAACUUACAUCGAAAUAAAGUAUUUGAAUCAGUUAUUCAGUCAGAACCGAAAGAUAGUAGUAACGCAAAUAAGUCUAAUGUACAUGAAAAAGCAUUAAAAGCAUCUGAAAAUAUAUUUUCCUCAAAAAUAAGAAGGAAUUCCAAUAUUGGAUAUCAAAUGAAUAUCAAUUGUUAUAAAAAUAUCGGUUAUGGGGAAAAUCUAGAUAUUCCAGAGGAUGUGACCAAUAGCCUGCCAAACCAUUGCACAGCUACAAGAGAGUCCAGUAAUGUCGACAGAAAUUCACCUUUCCUUGCCUCAGAUACAACUAUACUAGCUCCAACUGGAAAAUCAAGACGGUGGGAGCAAAAGCUAGUUCAAAUUAAAACUAUGGAAGGAGAGUUUAGUGUUACAAUGUGGGCAUCCGGAAUAUCCGAUGAUGAAUACUCCGGGUCAGACCAAAAUGUUGGAGAUUCGGAUUUUUUUAAAGGAAAAGACAUUGAUUUUGAUCGAGUCACGUCCCAACGAACCAAAGACUUGGAGCAGGUCGAAUCUAUAUUACACCAAGAGGUAUUUACUCAAGAGCCACAGGCACUUGACAUGCAUCCACCUUUAAGCUCAGUUCCAAUAAUAGAACAGUUAACGAAAGAGAAGGACAUUUUAUCUCAUGAAAAUAGUGUUUCCACAAAGAUUCUAUCUAAAUCAACCUUAAGUUUUGAAGAUCCAAUUUUGAUUUCGGAGUCCACAAGUAUACAGUUAGUGAACGAAACUGCUGCCAUGACAAUUGAUAAUCAUAGAAUAUUAGGUACUGAUAAUACUGGCGAUCUGCAUACAUUGACUAGCUCAAUGCCAUUUGGUCUUGGCUUACAGGAAAGGCAACAAACUGAUUGCCUAUCGACAGCAUCACAAUUAUCGUACCAUGACAAUACAGGAUCAACUGGAAGCACUGAUUUAAGUUUUAAUCUUUCCGAAGUCACCGUGGCCUACCCAAAUGAUAAAAAAAUAGCUUGCCCUCAUAAAGGUUGCCAUAAAAAUUUCAGAGAUUCGUCGGCGAUGCGCAAACACUUGCACACUCACGGUCCUCGUGUUCAUGUAUGUGCAGAAUGUGGAAAAGCUUUUGUAGAAAGUUCUAAGCUUAAAAGACAUCAGUUGGUUCACACAGGAGAAAAACCAUUUCAGUGUACGUUCGAGGGAUGUGGGAAACGUUUUUCACUGGAUUUUAACUUAAGAACACAUGUUAGAAUACAUACUGGAGAUAGGCCAUUUGUUUGUCCGUUUGAUGCCUGCAAUAAAAAGUUUGCUCAAUCCACAAAUUUAAAAUCUCACAUAUUGACUCAUGCGAAAGCAAAGAGGAAUACCAACAUUUCACGGAAAAGUAGUUGUCCAAACGUUGAGUCAAACAGCCAAAGUGAAGAUAAUUCUACAAAUUAUGUUAAGGUUGAACUACGUGAUAGUGUCUCAGAAAACCAUGUUCCCUUUGUGGUGUAUGCAGACUGAAAAUGUAUAUCGACCCAUCUCAAACUCCUCGAUCAUGUUUGAAAUAUACAUAAAUCUUAAUUCCUUUUUCAUAAUUAUGUUUUUUAAGACCCUCUAAUAGAUUGUAGAUUUUUUGUACAAAUGAAAUAAAAGUCAUUUCAUCUUU
This is a messenger RNA of Drosophila takahashii, 2156 nucleotides long. RefSeq names its product pleiohomeotic (gene pho). Gene Ontology annotation, cellular component: PcG protein complex; transcription regulator complex; chromatin. Lineage: Eukaryota; Metazoa; Arthropoda; Insecta; Diptera; Drosophilidae. The record is from RefSeq and is a predicted model, not a curated record. Gene Ontology annotation, molecular function: DNA-binding transcription factor activity, RNA polymerase II-specific; RNA polymerase II cis-regulatory region sequence-specific DNA binding. Gene Ontology annotation, biological process: regulation of transcription by RNA polymerase II.